UACGCUUAUACGUGUUCUUCUUACUAUCAGGGAGUGAGACAUGAGGUUCAGUGAUGCAAGGCUGAGCAGUCAUUUGCCGCUGGUCAAUACUGCCUGUUCUGACUUCGGCCUUUUUUUUUGGUUUUCAAAUUUUUCUGGGCUAGCAACGAUACUGGUAGUUUAAUUCGCGGCAAGUAAAAUGGCAAGAAGCGAGGAAUUAAUGUUUUUCUUCGAUCUGGACAAUUGUCUUUAUCACAAGAGUCAUGGCAUUCAAAGCUUAAUGCGCAAAUACAUUCUUCAGUAUUUCGACAAAUUAGGUAUUCCCGAGUCUGAAGCUGCUGUGCUACGUGAACGCUAUUAUAUCGAGUAUGGACUCUCGAUAAGAGGAAUGAUUCAACAUCAUCAAGUAGAUCCUGUAGACUUUGAUGAGCAAGUGGAUGGUAGGCUUCCUUUGGAGGAUUUAUUGAAGCCAGAGCCUGAACUUCGAAAGAUGCUGGAGACACUACCCAUGAGGAAAUGGAUCCUAACCAAUGCUGGAUUACAACAUGCAAAAAGAGUAUUGAAGCUGCUGGACAUUGAAGAUCAAUUUGAAGGUAUCACAUACUGCAAUUACAGCGAACCUAACUUUCCAUGCAAGCCAGAAGUGGCAAUGUACGAAAGAGCUAUGAGAGAUGCUGGCGUUAAAGAGCAUAGCCAUUGUUACUUUGUGGAUGAUAGCGACGUUAAUGUUGAAGCUGCCACUAAACUUGGUUGGACCUCUGUACACGUUGCUGACGACCCCAAGGAGUCAAAUGCGGGUGAUUUUCAAAUCGCUGCUGUUACUGAUCUGCCACAGGUGCUACCUGACCUUUGGAAGCAGUAGAAGAGGCUCAGAUGCAAUAAAAUAUUUUUUAUUUUAAUCUUUCGCCUAUAGCAAUACAGAAAGAA
This is a messenger RNA of Umbelopsis ramanniana AG, 906 nucleotides long. RefSeq lists its product as uncharacterized. The coding region runs from base 179 to 841 and encodes 220 amino acids. The transcript has 10 exons. The record is from RefSeq and is a predicted model, not a curated record. Gene Ontology annotation, biological process: nucleotide catabolic process; pyrimidine nucleobase metabolic process. NCBI's taxonomy places the organism in Eukaryota, Fungi, Mucoromycota, Umbelopsidomycetes, Umbelopsidales, Umbelopsidaceae. Gene Ontology annotation, molecular function: nucleotidase activity.